CGGGAAGACCAAACGGGAGCUGAAGCUGUUUUGAUUCAUCAACCUCACGCCAGUUAGGAUACCAACAAGGUCUCAUAGAGUCUACAGCUGCGUCAAGCAAAGAUUUAUACUCUUCCUUUCGUUACACACGGAACAACGGUAUUGGCUCAGGUCCACUCCAUUAUGACGCACCUCUUGAGAGGUAAACAGGCUGGCAUCCACAAUGAUUUGUCCGCAGGAAUACUGCCAGAGUUCUUCAGAAUUGACGAUGUAGAUCACUCGUCUGGGUAUCAACUCUCAAGUUUCGCAAAUCGCGUAUGACCCGGUGCAGUCCCUAGUUGCAGUUGGAACGAACGACACGAAGUUCGGCAAUGGGCAAAUAUAUGUUUUUGGUCAAAAGAGGGUUGCUGUCAUGCUGGAUAUGAAGAUGAAAGCAUCUGUGAGAAUACUACAGUUCUGCGCGGACAAGCUGAUAUGCUUGAAUUCGAAUAACCACUUGACCAUCUUCUCUUUGGAUACGAAAAAGAUACUGGUUUCAUACACGCCUCCAGCUACGGUGACUACAAUGCACAGCGAUCCUACUCUUGACUAUGUGCUGCUUGGCACUACAUCAGGUGAGAUAUUCGCCUAUGAUUUGGACAGAGAGGCUAUGGCACCAUUCAAACUGCCCAACUACUGGCGGCAACAGAACCCGCAAGUUCGUUCCGCCCCUAUUAUCUCAUUGCAACUUCAUCCUCGAGAUGUUGGUUCGCUCCUGAUAGGUUAUACUGAAGGAGCAGUCUUGUAUAGCUUCAAGCUGAACCAAGCCUCCAAGUUCUUCCAUUACGAGAUCCCUCGAGGAGCCCCAGGUGGCGACUCAGAUCCAGGGACAAUGAAUAGACUCAGAUGGCCGAAGCUGACUCAAGCCUUGUGGCAUCCAACUGGAACAUUCAUCCUUACUGGUCACGAAGAUGGUAGUCUUGUCUUUUGGGACCCUAAAGACGGGCGCAUUGUGAUGGCAAGGACGCUUACGGAUACAAAUGUCAACCAGCCAGGUGCAGGAAUUGUCAGCAUGGGUAAUACCCCGGGCACGUUUGCUGCGAAAGAGCCUAUCUUCAAGAUCGCAUGGUGCGCCAACACAGACCCCGACGAUACAUGCAUUUUGAUCAGCGGCGGCGCCUCAACCACUCUAGCGACCAAAGGUCUUACUUUGUUUGAACUUGGUCGAACUCCGAACUAUGCUACCUCUUCCUGGCAAAUUCUAUCAGGCCAUCUCGCAGACCCCAAGCGACAACGAAUCCUUCCGUCUCCUCCUAAUGCUGAAGUUGUGGAUUUUUGUCUGAUUCCACGUACGUCGCCACAUUUCGCCGGUGCACACGAUCCGAUAGCUGUGCUCGCAAUCUUGUCUUCUGGAGAAAUCAUUACGCUUAGCUUCCCCAGCGGUAUUCCAAUCAACCCCACAAAUCAUUUACAUCCUUCUAUGACCUUCGUUCACCCAUAUAUCUCGAAUUUCAGUCUAUCGCCAAUGGAUCGGACUCGCUGGCUGGGAUUGACCGAAAGAAGACAGCAUGGGCCGCCAAUUCUUCGUGGUGGUUUUGAGGAACGGCAUGUGCCGAAACGAUUCGAGAAUCGUAACGUCAUACAGACAGCGCAUGUAGACGGGACGAUCCGAAUGUGGGAUGUUGGUCAUGGAGACGAGAUCGAGAACGAUACACUGCUACAAGCUGACGUAGGUCGGGCACUGGGCCGUCUUGAUGGCGUUAAGGUAUCGAAGAUUUCCUUGUCCGGUGCAAGUGCUGAACUUGCCACUGGUCUAGAAAGUGGUGAGGUAGUAGUGUUCCGAUGGGCAACUAACAGAUCACCCGGUGUAGAACCUCGCACCAAUAGAAAGAAUGCAAUACGGGAGCUCACUGAUAUUACAGACCGGAAAGACCCAGCUCUAUCCGAGGGGUUUCAUCCUUACACGCUCCUAGACGAACAGAAUGGCCCGGUCAGUGCGUUAAACAUGUCAGACGUAGGAUUCUUGGCGGCUGGAUUUCAAGGCGGCAGUCUGUCUGUCAUAGACAUGCGAGGACCUGCAAUAAUAUACAAUACUAGCGUCACAGAGUUUAUAAAGGAUAACAAAGGUGGUAGUUUCAAGCGAAGAAGCCAGGACAAAAAUCCAUCAUCAGCAUAUCCAACAGCGAUAGAGUUCAGCGUCAUGACAGCUGAAGGCGACGAUUAUUCAAGCAUAUUGAUGCAUGUUGGCACGAGCAAUGGUCACGUUGCAACAUUCAAAAUACUACCAGGAAGUGGAGGUAUCUACACGGUGAAAUACGCUGGCUCGGUCAGUGUUGAUGACCGCAUCAUUACUAUACACCCUAUCAAUUCAGGCACAGGUAAUGCUGCCUUUGCAACUCAAAAUGCGGUCGCCGGGCUCCGGACGGGGUUCAAGACAAGCGGCGUGAUAGUAGCGGUGUCGCAGACCGGUGCAAGAGUAUUCAAGCCCGCGACAAAUAAAGGAGCACACAAGACAUGGGAUGAAUUCUUUUGUGACUCUGCUACCGUGGUCCGCUACCAAGAUGCCGGCUACGCUCUCAUGGGUCUUUACGGUGAUGGAUAUGCAAGAGUAUAUUCACUCCCUGCCUUGAAAGAAAUUGCGGCUGUGAGAAUCGACCAUAUUUUUGACAUCCGUCGCUUCCAAGACGCUAUCAUCACUGCGACUGCAGAUAUCCUAGGUUGGACUGGACCAUCUGAGAUGGCACUGGUCAAUCUCUGGGGCGCUGGACUGGACCUUAACAAGGCUCGCGAUGGGUUGUUCAAUCCCGAGUUGAUGUUUCCGCCUCGACCAACCAUCUCGAACUUUCAAUGGAUGUCCGGGACCCAAUAUGUGACACCACUGGACCUGGACUUACUGAUCGGGGGGCCCGAUCGACCACCAUCCAAGAAAAUGAUCAUGCAGGCUCGUGCUGAAGACCGUGAACGCAUGCAAGCCGAGAGAGCGCUGAAACGGCCAGCCGCAGCCACAGCCUCUAGUGAUGAGGGGUAUUGGGCAUACAUGCAACGUCAGCUCAACGAGAGAGCCGAAAGAUUGAACAUUGUAGGCGACUCGAUGGACCAGCUUGGAAACGCCAGUCAAGGAUGGGCAGAUGAUGUAGGCAAGUUUGUGCAGAAACAGAAGCGAAACAUGAUCAUGGGAGCUGUUAAGGGUAAAUUUGGUCUAUAGUGAUCAAGUUGCUGUAUUGUUCGAGUAAGGAUGUGUCCCGGGUGAUGGCACAGCUGAUGUAUACGGGCGAUGAAAAGGUAAGACCUGGCCUGACUAGCCCAUGGCGCGAGCAUUUUUGAGAGCAUAAAAGGUGCGAACAGCUUUCACGAGUCGGAAAUCAGGUUAAAUGUUUGUAGGUUUCCCCAAGAGUGCUAUGAAAGCCAUGGCUCCUAUUGAAUAGUAUAUGAGCGAAAAAGAGCCAUAUUGCCCUUCGCCACACCAUAUCCCUCAGGUUCUCAGGAGGCAGGGACAAUCUGGU
Pseudovirgaria hyperparasitica is the source of this 3461-nucleotide messenger RNA. RefSeq lists its product as uncharacterized. The coding region runs from base 392 to 3163 and encodes 923 amino acids. The record is from RefSeq and is a predicted model, not a curated record. Gene Ontology annotation, molecular function: syntaxin binding; myosin II binding; GTPase activator activity. Gene Ontology annotation, biological process: regulation of protein secretion; regulation of exocytosis; establishment of cell polarity. Gene Ontology annotation, cellular component: plasma membrane; cytoplasm. Lineage: Eukaryota; Fungi; Ascomycota; Dothideomycetes; Acrospermales; Acrospermaceae. The transcript has 5 exons.